UGACAAAAUGGAACACCACCAGCAGUGUGAGGAGACCUGAAAGUGGCACAUGGCAGAGAGUGUGGCGAUGGACAGAACUCAGCAGCAAUGGGAGGCCGUACAGGGACCCAUGAGACACUCUGGACCUGGCAGCAGCAUGAGGAGGCGGUACAGGGGCCCAUGGCAGAUUACGGGCCUGGCAGCAGCAAUGGGAGGCCCGUAAUCUGCCAGCACCCUAUGACAAAAUGGACAACCCACCAGCAGUGUGAGGAGACCUGAAAGUGGCACAUGGCAGAGUGUGGCGAUGGAGACGAGCAGCAUGGGAGGCCGUACAGGGACCCAUGAGACACGCUUGGACCUGGCAGCAGCAUGA
Molecule: messenger RNA, 352 nt
Organism: Staurois parvus
Lineage: Eukaryota; Metazoa; Chordata; Amphibia; Anura; Ranidae
Source: the annotation of a GenBank genome assembly